AUGCACCGUCGCCUUGACGAGUUCGACUCUAAAAUCCAUCGCGUCACCAGCUCAGCCCCUGAGUUGACAAAAGCACUUGCCGACACCCGAAGGAGCCCACUCACAGCAAGGAUUCGCCGAAUCCAACUCCACAAUAGAGUACGACUUAAGAUCGAGCCCUUCGCUGGCGACAAAGACCCGAAGAAGUGGUUGACGGCAUUCAACCUCGCCAUGACGAGAGAGAAAUAUGACUCUCUCGACGAGAGGGAUGCAAACUAUUGCCAAGUCUUCGUCGAGCAUAUGACGAAGGAAGCCCUUGUCUGGUUUUCAAACCUCUCUGUCGAGACGAUCGAUAACUUUGACGAUCUGACCAAUGCUUUUCUGAAGCACUACUCCAUGAACAUGACUAGGAUCACCCGAAACAUGUUCACUAUGACUCAAUCAAAAGGCGAGCCCCUAAGAGAAUUCAUCGGAAGAUUCAAGAAUGAAACACUUGAUCUCGACGACAUGCCAGAUAUUGUCCCGCUCGAAGCACUUCGUAACGGUCUCUCGUACAACUCAAAGUUCAAGGAAGACCUAUCGCUGAGACCAUCGACGACCUUGGAAGACGCGCUCCACCGAUCCCAAAAUUACAUUUUCCUUAAGGAGGAUAAAGACUUCUAUGCCGAGAAGCACGGCGUGAAGAGAUCUUUCCCUUUCACAGAGAUGACAGCCCCGAGAAUCAUUGGGACGUGA
Molecule: messenger RNA, 714 nt
Organism: Microthlaspi erraticum
Lineage: Eukaryota; Viridiplantae; Streptophyta; Magnoliopsida; Brassicales; Brassicaceae
Source: the annotation of a GenBank genome assembly